AUGUUACAUUUGAAACGCGAAUCUUCCAUACCCGCGCCUGCGUCUCACCCCCCGCCGCGCAGCUCCCCGCCGUUGCCUGCGCCGACGCCGCCCGCGCCGUCGGGCGAGUGCCGCUCUGAUAUUGCGCUAUGCACCGCUAGCUAUACAGCUGAUACUGAUAACGCAUUUCUAUGCAACCCGCCCGCGAAUAAACAACAUACUAUUUUAUUAUCAACCGCUGAAGUCGUAGCUUAUAAUUGUAAAGGUGAACGGCUUAUUAUUCGCGCGCUUUUAGAUUCCGCUUCGCAAAGUCACUUCAUUACGAAUGAAUGUUGUGAACGCUUAGGUAUUAAACCGCAGAAAACCGAACGUACUAUUAUUAAGGGGUUCGGUGGUUCAGAAAAAAUUAUAAAUAGUAAUUCUAUAAAUAUAACAUUUUAUUCGCGUCUUGACAACAACAUAUCUUUUAAUAUUUCACCGCUAGUUGUUGAUCAUGUUACGGAUUUAUUACCUACCGCUGUUAUAGACACUUCUGUCUUAUCGCAUAUUUCGCAUUUACCGCUCGCAGAUGAGAGUUUUGGUACGCCAAAUAAAAUCGAUUUAUUAAUCGGUGCUUCUCUGUUCCCUCAUCUGCUUCUCCCCGACGUAGUUCAUGCAUCUCGUGACUCGUCGGCGCCCGCUGCAUUGCGCACGGUGUUAGGCUAUGUAAUAAUGGGUUCAGUACCCACCAUACCUAACAUACAUAAACCGCCCUUGACGUGUUGUCACGUUCAAGAGACCGCCGCUAUUGACUCAUUAGUCAGGCGUUUCUGGGAGCUCGAGGAGCUUCCUACCGCACCGCCCGUUCAACAUCCCGAUGAUGUUGAAUGUGAAGAAUAUUAUAAAUCAACUACAACCCGCGACCCCGUGAGUGGCAGAUAUAUUGUUUCGCUUCCAUUUAAGGAUGAUUUCUACACUCUCGGUGAUUCAUUUAAUAUUGCCCGCAAACGUUUCAUGUGCCUCGAAAGAAAGCUACAGGCUUCACCUAAAUUAAGGUUGGCAUAUGAUGACGUCAUAAAGGAUUAUCUAACGAAGAAUUAUAUUUCACCCGCGCCUCCGUAUGAUCCGCGUGACCCUAGACCUAUUUAUGUUAUACCGCAUCACGCUGUUCUGCGCGAGGAUAAAUCGUCGACUAAGCUGCGCAUGGUUUUAGAUGCUAGCAUGCCAACUUCUGGAAGCCAGCGUUCAUUGAAUGACCUUCUGCAUGUUGGGCCGAAUUUACAAGGCAAUUUGUUUACAAUAAUUUUAGGUUUUUGCACGCGCGAUUGCCAUGACCGCCGAUUGCCGCCAACAAUUUCUGCAGAUAUUCGUGCCCCGCAGGAUCCGCUGCUUCUUUAUCAAUUUAAUCGAGUUUGCUUCGGCAUCAAGUCUAGUCCUUAUCAUGCACUGCGCACGGUAAGACAGCUCGUAGAAGAUGACGGCGCGAAAUAUCCGCUCGCGAGUAGCAUUGCGUCUUCCUCGUUGUAUAUGGAUGAUAUCGCCUUCUCUAUUCCCACGGAGUGUGAAGCAGUUUCCGCGUCGCAGCAGCUCAUCGAUUUGUUUAAGGAAGCUCAGUGGGAUCUAGUUAAAUGGAAUAGUAAUAGUAAAAAUGUGUUAGAUAAUCUUCCCGCUUCGCACAAACUUUUACCCUCCGCGGUAGAGUUUGAUAAGACCGUGCAACAUAAAUUACUUGGUCUGCAUUGGUCUACUGUUGAUGAUUGUUUUUAUUUUUAA
Molecule: messenger RNA, 1731 nt
Organism: Colias croceus (clouded yellow)
Lineage: Eukaryota; Metazoa; Arthropoda; Insecta; Lepidoptera; Pieridae
Exons: 2
Coding region: 1-1731 (576 amino acids)
Source: RefSeq, a predicted model, not a curated record